GGGCAGUAACGAGCUCAGUACAGUUUGGCGCAACACAAUGAGGCGAAGAAGACUAGAAAACUUACUUGAAUAAAAACGACACAGAGGCCCGGUUAACCGCCCCACCUCCGUUGAAGAGCAGCUUACUACGGACUACUGCCUCCCUCACAGCGGGGGAGACACUGUCAUUGGGGGAGACUGUGCUCACUCAGGAACCAUUGGCUGGAAGUGCAGCAGCUGACUGUGAGAGAUGCCACCAAAGACAAGGGCCAGAGUCGGUAAAAGAGCAGCUGAUUCAGGGAAAGACGAUGAUGGUGAAACAGCUGUCGGUAAAAGGAAGGCGACGGGAAAGACGAAGGAGAGCUCAGAGUCAGCUGGUUCUCCAGAGUACCGCCACUGGCUGAUGAAGUCUGAGCCCGAGAGCCGCUUUGAGAACGGGAUCGACAUGAAGUUCGGGAUCGAGGAUCUGAAGGCUUUGCCUAAUCAGACUGACUGCUGGGAUGGCGUCCGCAAUUAUCAGGCGCGCAAUUUUAUGAGGCAGAUGAAAGUCGGGCAGUUGGCUUUCUUUUACCACAGCAACUGCAAGGAACCGGGCAUAGCAGGAGUCAUGAAAAUUGUGAAGGAAGCCUAUGUGGACCACACUCAGUUUGAUAAGAAGGAUGUCCAUUUCGAUGCAAACAGUAAACCAGACAACCCCAAGUGGAGCAUGGUAGAUGUUCAGUAUCAAAGAAUGACGAAGCGUUUUCUUCCUCUGUCUGAGCUGAAAAAGUACCACCUGCAGCAUCGCGCCGCAGGAGGGCCUCUAAAGGACAUGGCGCUUUUCACAAGAGCCAGACUCUCUGUGCAACCCCUAACCACUGAGGAGUUUGACUUUGUCCUGAGUUUGGAGGAUGAAGAGCCUCUGUGAGGAUUUGGACCAACUGAUGCUUUCUGACACUGUAAAAUCAUGAAGCAGCAGCUUACUGGUUUUUUUUAUCUUGUUUAUAAAUGUUAUUAAAUGUGUUUUGCUCAAA
This is a messenger RNA of Morone saxatilis (striped sea-bass), 992 nucleotides long. RefSeq names its product thymocyte nuclear protein 1 (gene thyn1). NCBI's taxonomy places the organism in Eukaryota, Metazoa, Chordata, Actinopteri, Moronidae. Bases 230 to 886 code for a protein of 218 amino acids. The transcript is spliced from 9 exons. Gene Ontology annotation, cellular component: nucleus. The record is from RefSeq and is a predicted model, not a curated record.